AUUAGAAUGAUGACUGGUUCAGACUCGCCUCAAGAGAAGAACGCGAAGGGGGAGGAGACGAUUGAGCACCUUGAGAGAGCUCCGGCGGAUUUGACACCAAGUGAGACCGAGAAAGGACACACUCCUGUCCGCGUAGCGAGCAAUGUGCCAGUCAUUCAUGAUAAGAUGUCAUGGAAGUUCUUCGGAAUUGUCCUCUGCAUGUCAUUCCUCUGGAUCGGGUCUCAGAUUCCAUUGUAUCUCUUCGGAUCGGUGCUUCCGAUCAUCUACCAAGAUGUUGGAGGUGUGGAUCGAUACACUUGGUUCGUCAUUGGCUACCUCAUCCCCAAUGCGGCUCUGUGCCCCUUCGUUGGUGCGCUGUCAGAUUUGUGGGGGAGACAGAAGGUGGCUAUCGUGGGCCAAUUGUUCCUCAUCCUUGGGCCGAUUGUCACGGCUACGGCUCAUACGAUGAACAUUGCUAUUGCUGGGCAGGUCUUUUCAGGCUUAGGAGCCGGUCUCAACGAACUCAUUGCUCUAGCCGGAAUGGCUGAGGUCGUUCCCGUCAAGGAUCGAGGCAAAUGGGUUGGCUUCAUUGUGCUUACCAUCCUGCCCUUUUGUCCUUCUGUGCUGUAUGCUCAACUCAUCGCGAAAGAAAGCAACUGGCGAUACAAUGGUAUCUUUGUCGGGGUGUGGAACUUCGUCGGACUACUCUUGUGCAUCUUUUGCUACCACGACCCACCUCGCCUUACGUCCGAGUAUACGGCGAAGGAUGUUUUACGCCAGGUUGACUACAUUGGGGGGCUUUUGAGCACGAUUGGUGUCACUUGUUUUAUGAUGGGCCUCCAAUGGGGUGCUUCUCAGUAUCCUUGGGGCAGUGCACAUAAUGUUGCACCCUUCGUGGUUGGCGUUGUGCUGAUCAUUGCGUUCUUCGUAUGGGAAGGGUGGUUUGCUCCAUAUCCCAUGGCUCCAAAAGGUCUGUUCAGCAAGUCGAAGAAGACUAUGACGUUUAUUCUUCUCAUCACAUUCUUCUCUGGAGGAAACUACUUCGUCAUGUUGCUUUUCUGGCCAACUCAAGUGUACAACGUCUAUGGGGAUGAUCCCGUUGGUAUUGGCAUUCGCUCUCUGCCAGUCGGCUUUGGUAUUAUUGCUGGAGCAGCCAUCUGUCUCAUCCUUAUUCCCAUAACACAAGGCCGUGUCAAGGCUCUUAUGAUCUUUUUCACCGCCUUGAUGACUGCAGGUACCGGAGCCAUCUCCGUCUCCAAUCCCGACAAUUUGAAUACGAUGUACGCCAUUGUCACCAUCUCCGCGAUCGGCGUAGGGGGUGUCAUUAUCCCGUCUUCAAUCAUCGCACAGAUUGCCUGUCCAGACGACCUACUUGCCACUAUAACUGCGAUCACAUUGGCUAUCCGAUACAUUGGAGGCGCCAUAGGUUUCGCCGUCUACGCCAACCUCUUCUUCCGCAAGUUCACUGAGUACGCAACGGAUACCGUCGCGAUUAAAACCAUCGUGUUGCAAGGUAUCGUCGCGCCAACAGAACUUCCUCUAAUCGCGCACAUGGUAGAACUUGUUGGAAAUGCAAGAUUUGCCGAAUUGAAAGAGAUCAUGGCAAAUAGCCCAGCAGUAUUGAGGCGCGACGCAUAUCCGAUCAUCAUCCGAGCCGCACAGGAAGCAUUUGCAUUGGCAUAUCGGUUCCCUUAUUGGAUUAGCAUCGCCUUUGGCUCCAUCUGCUUCAUCCUCAGCUUCUUCGUUGAGGACAUUGGAACGCUCUUGACUAAUCAGGUGGCUGCGCCGGUCUAAGGGAUCCUGGUUUUCAAGGACCGAUCAUCGAUUGCUGACUGUUGUCAUGGAUGAUUUGGGCCUCCACCUUGAGGCGUAAAUUCGG
This is a messenger RNA of Aaosphaeria arxii CBS 175.79, 1858 nucleotides long. RefSeq names its product MFS general substrate transporter. Gene Ontology annotation, biological process: transmembrane transport. The coding region runs from base 7 to 1773 and encodes 588 amino acids. Lineage: Eukaryota; Fungi; Ascomycota; Dothideomycetes; Pleosporales. Gene Ontology annotation, molecular function: transmembrane transporter activity. The record is from RefSeq and is a predicted model, not a curated record. The transcript has 5 exons.